ACUCAUAUGAGUUUUUUUUAGUGGUUGAACGGAUAACUUAAAUAAAAUAACGAAAAAUCAAAUAAAUUAACCAAGCUGCUACUUUCUAGCACACCUCCAUAGCUAACAGCUAACUCCUCCAAACGUAUUUAAUUCGAUUUAAUCAGUAGCCAGCGAUUAUUUCAGACAAAUAAUGUAAACUAUAAUAAGCCAGGAUAGUAAGAAUAACGUUAAUUGUGCUUGUGGUUUGAAUUUAAGCAUGUAUGGCAUGAGCACUGAAGCGCCCGAGAAAGCCGGUGACGAAGGCCCAAGCUCCGGAGGAGGCGCGGGGAGCGGCGGGGGUUCGCGCUUUGACCUGGAGAAGGAGACCGAGUUGCGGUUUGAGGUCGAGGCCGGAGAGCGGGUGCAGCUCGAACUGCUGUCCGGUUUGGCCGAGGUGUUCGGGUCCGAACUGAACCGGAACAAGAAGUACACAUUCGGGCCUGGUUCGAAGAUCGCUGUGUUCACGUGGCAGGGAUGCAGCCUGUCACUCAGCGGCAAGACCGAGGUGGCUUAUGUCUCCAAAGACACGCCUAUGCUGUUGUAUCUGAACACACACGCUGCAUUGGAGCAAAUGAGACGGCAGGCUGAGAGGGAAAACGAGAGAGGGCCAAGGGUCAUGGUGGUGGGGCCGACCGACGUGGGGAAAUCCACAGUAAGUCGUCUGCUGCUGAACUACGCCGUGAGGCUGGGCAGGAGGCCCACGCUUGUGGAGCUGGACGUCGGCCAAAGCAGCGUUUCUGUUCCAGGGACAAUGUCAGCGUUGUACAUUGAGCGUCCAGCAGAUGUCGAGGAAGGCUUCUCCGUCCAGGCUCCUCUAGUCUUCCACUUUGGCUCCACGACACCAGGGACCAAUAUCAAACUCUAUAACAAGCUGACGUCCUGCCUAGCGGAGGUGUUCUCACAGCGCUGUGAGGUGAACCGGAAAGCCAGCGUAGGAGGCUGCAUCAUCAACACGUGCGGCUGGGUGAAGGGUUCAGGAUACCAGGCGCUGGUCCACUGCGCUUCAGCGUUCCAGGUGGACGUGGUGCUGGUCCUCGAUCAGGAACGCCUGUACAACGAGCUCAAACGGGAUCUGCCACACUUUGUCCGCGUGGUGCUGCUACCCAAGUCCGGCGGUGUGGUAGAACGCUCCAAAGACUGCAGGCGGGAGACACGUGACGAUAAGAUCCGCGAGUAUUUUUAUGGUUUCCGCAGCACCUCGUUCUACCCACAUGCUUUCGACGUGCGCUUCUCAGAUGUGCGCAUCUACAAGAUCGGAGCACCCUCCAUUCCAGACUCGUGUCUGCCACUGGGCAUGUCGCAAGAUGACACGCAGCUGAAGCUGGUGCCAGUGAGCCCAGGGCGUGACCUGACCCAUCACGUGCUGAGCGUUAGCUGCGUGGAGGACGACGCCGAGGCAGGGGAGAGCCGCAGCAGGGGGAUUUUAGAGAGUCCGGUUUGUGGCUUCAUCGUGGUUACGGCUGUGGACACUCAGGCUCAGGUGAUGACCGUACUCGCUCCAGCACCCAGACCGCUGCCUCGACACACACUCCUCAUCAUGGACAUUCGCUUCAUAGACCUCAAAUGAAGAAGUGGAGGGAAGGGUGGGGACGAGUGUGUGUGGGGGGGGGGGCAUGCUGGGAAAAACAGGAAUGUGGAAAUGGAGUGAGAUUAUCAUCUGUACAUGAACUGAAGUGGGAUCAGCAGAUGGAAAGAUCACUGUGCCCUUAUUUUACCAGUGCUUAUUCUUCCUCAUAUUGAUUUUUAUUCCUCUCAUUUUAUUGGUCCCUACUUUCUCUCACCCUCAUUUUCUCUCUUUCUGCUUUUUCCACAUUUUCUCCAUGUCUCUCGUUUUUCUUUUUUUUCUUUUUUCUUUUUAAUCUCUUUCACGCUUUAUUUCUUUGUACAUCCCAUCAGUUUCCUUUCGUAAUCAUUUCUUCUCACUCUUCCUUUCUUUCUCACGUUUUUUCUUUUUUCUCAUUCUUUCCCCAUUCUUUCAUUCUUUUUCUUUCCUUAGUUUGUUCUUUCUUUCAUUGUCAUUUUUCUUGAUGUCUCUUCUUUUACCUCAUUUCUGUCUUUAUUUAUUUCCAUUCUUGUCUUUCGUUCUCACAUUUCCCUUCAUUUCUCACAUUUUCUUUCAUUUUUAAUCUAACCUUUUCUUUAAUUUUUUGUUUUUCUUUCUUUCUUUCUUCAUCCCAUUUCUCUUUCAUUCUCUCCCACCUUUCGCAUCAUUUCUUUCUCUCUUCUUUCUUUCUUUCUUUCUUUCUUUCAUUCAUUCUUGUCUUGUCUCAGAUAUAUUUUAUUUGAUAAAGUAUCUUGGACAGAUGUUUCUAAUAAACGUGUUGAACUGAUUUGCCUUGUUCUUAUGUAAAAUAAACAAAUAAAUGAAUAAACCUGCCGUUUGUUCACUUUAA
This is a messenger RNA of Ictalurus punctatus (channel catfish), 2414 nucleotides long. RefSeq names its product cleavage factor polyribonucleotide kinase subunit 1 (gene clp1). Gene Ontology annotation, molecular function: polynucleotide 5'-hydroxyl-kinase activity. The record is from RefSeq and is a predicted model, not a curated record. Bases 239 to 1588 code for a protein of 449 amino acids. The transcript has 6 exons. Gene Ontology annotation, biological process: tRNA splicing, via endonucleolytic cleavage and ligation. Gene Ontology annotation, cellular component: mRNA cleavage factor complex; nucleus. NCBI's taxonomy places the organism in Eukaryota, Metazoa, Chordata, Actinopteri, Siluriformes, Ictaluridae.